Messenger RNA from Doryrhamphus excisus (bluestripe pipefish), 940 nucleotides. The record is from RefSeq and is a predicted model, not a curated record. NCBI's taxonomy places the organism in Eukaryota, Metazoa, Chordata, Actinopteri, Syngnathiformes, Syngnathidae.
GAAUGAUUAUGGUCAACUAGUGUACAGUAUGUCCAGAACGUUAGGUGUCGUGUGACCUCUUCAUGUCAGCAAUUUCAUCCGGUUAGCCAACAAAGUCUGUUUCCCAGCAACCAACACUCUACAUCACAUGGCCUGGGACGGUCUAACGACCUGUGCUGCAACACAUACACUUGCACACUUAGAAAGAUGGCCACAGACUUGAAUGCCUUCAAGACAUAUAUUGCAGGCAUGCGUGUUAUCAUUAUCAUCGUGUAUUAACUCUCGAGUGUACCGGCCUGCUGGUGGAGACAGACCACAACCAGGAUGCUUAAACUCACCUGCUGGAUCCCAGCGACCAGCUCAACAUACCCCUCUGGCUCCCAAGCGAGAUGAUGUCCCUCCUUUGGACCCAUGCAACUGGCAGUUGUCCGCUGGAGCAGAAGUGGAUCUCUGUAUCAAAGGUCGGCAGAAGGUUAUUGGCUUCCAGCAUGUGGCUUCUGCGAUGUUGGUAUCCCCUCAUUACAAGGAGAAGGUGAAAACAGCCUCAAGGCUGUCUGCGAUAGAGCUAAGACACGACCAGGCCUGGAACUCCAGGAGGAUUUCUCAUGCAGCAAUAAGAGCCAGACUUGCCGACAUUUGCAGGAGUUAUGAGGACGUUGAUUGGGAUUCAAAGCUGCCUCGACGCCAGAAGGCAACGCCAACCUUGGAGAAAAUUGCUGACCCGGUGGCUGAGCGUCCUUCAUCAAUACGCUACUACAGAAAACCUCAGCUGUGGCAGAGCGGAAGAGAAACUGUAACAAAUAACAGAGGAGAUUGGGGUGCUCCUGGACAUGUAGUCUCUUGUGGGACAAUUGGCUCAGAAAACAUGGAUAACAUUGAUAACAUGGAAGAAGAUUUCCAACCACUGACCUUAAAGAGGAGCAUUGUGCCACCAUACACACCUCCAGCACGCUGUCCCUGA